Setaria italica (foxtail millet) is the source of this 2400-nucleotide messenger RNA. Its product is annotated as cell division control protein 45 homolog. The record is from RefSeq and is a predicted model, not a curated record. Gene Ontology annotation, cellular component: DNA replication preinitiation complex. Bases 123 to 1943 code for a protein of 606 amino acids. The transcript has a single exon. Lineage: Eukaryota; Viridiplantae; Streptophyta; Magnoliopsida; Poales; Poaceae. Gene Ontology annotation, biological process: mitotic DNA replication preinitiation complex assembly; DNA replication initiation; double-strand break repair via break-induced replication. Gene Ontology annotation, molecular function: DNA replication origin binding; chromatin binding; single-stranded DNA binding.
GCCAAACCCCUCUCCCUCCCGCCGCUCCGCACCCCAGCCCAGAUCCCCAUUUCUCAAUCCCUCCGCGCCGAGCUCCAAUUCCAAUUCCCCACACGCCCUCGAUCCCGAUUGAUGCAGCCGCGAUGGUGCGCGAGCUGCGCGUCGACUCCUUCUACGCGCGCCUCCGCGCCGCCGCCGCCGCGGCGGGCUCCUCCUCCCCGCUCCUGAUCCUCCCCUCCGCCGCCGACGCCGACUCCCUCUGCGCCGUCAGGGCCCUCGCCCACGUCCUCUCCGCCGACUCCAUCCGCUUCUCCAUCUACCCCGUCGCCUCCGCCGCCAGGGCCAGGGACCUCCUCGCCUCCUUCUCCGCCACCACCGUCCCGCUCUGCUGCGUCCUCGUCAACUGGGGCGCCCACCGCGACCUCCGCGGGAUCCUGCCCCACGCUGCCACCGCCUUCGUCGUCGACUCCCACCGCCCCGUCCACCUCCACAACCUCUGCGCCCACAAUGACCGCGUGGUGGUGCUAUUCACCGCCGACGACGAGCACACCGCGGAUCUCUCCUACGACUUCGACCUCUCAUCCCUCGCCGACGCCUCCGACCUCGCCGCCGAGGGGGACGCCGACGACCAUCUCCGCGUCCCUGACGAGGACGACGAAAACUCCGAUGCCUCGGAAUCCGACUCCGACGCCGAGGACGGCGGCAGGAGGAAGAGGCGCCGGCUCUCCGACGACGCGGAGGCGGAAGGCGGCGACCCCGUCAGGCUCUUCGCCAAGCUGCGCCGGGAGUACUACCGCCUCGGCACCUUCCACGGCAAGCCGUCGGGGUGCCUCAUGUACGACCUCGCCCACGCCCUGCGCAAGAACACCAACGAGCUCCUCUGGCUCGCCUGCGUCGCCCUCACCGACCAGUUCGUCCACGACCGCAUCACCAACGAGCGCUACCAGGCCGCCGUCAUGGAGCUCGAGCAGCACAUCAACGGCUCGGGCAACCUCGACCCCUCCGGCGUCGGCUCCGUCGUCACGCUCAAGGACGGCACCAAGAUCCGGGCGCCGGAGGCCUCCCGCAUCGCCUACGAGGACGAGCCCAGGCUCAUGCUGCUGCGGGAGUGGAGCUUGUUCGACUCCAUGCUCUGCUCCUCCUAUGUUGCCACUAAGCUCAAGACGUGGAGCGACAAUGGUCUCAAGAAGCUCAAGCUGCUAUUGGCGAGGAUGGGGUUCCCACUUGCAGAUUGCCAGAAGAACUUCCAGUACAUGAGCAUGGAGGUCAAGCGCAAGAUGCGGGAUGAGUUUGACCGCUUCCUGCCCGAGUACGGGCUCACUGAAUUCUACUACCGGAGCUUCCUGAGAGUGCACGGCUACAGGUCCAAGGUUUCUGCUGCAGAUGUUGUGUAUGGCGUCACAGCUUUGCUCGAAUCCCUCAAUUCCGAGUCCAAGGACUCAAAGGAGUCUUUGGCUGCUGAGCAGUUUUGGGUUGCUUACUCUGCAUUGUCACUGAGCAAUGUUGAUCAGUUGCGGAAAGGGAUGCAGUCUGCAAUUGAAAUACAGAGGGCAAUAUUGAGGCAAGGAAGCUCGGCGAUUACUAAGACAGGGUUUAUACGGAGCGCCAAGAAGUUCCGGUGGGUGAAGCUUGAUGACCCUGUGGACACUAACAAGCUUUGCCAUCCACAAGCACUUACAAAAUUCUGUUUCUUUCUGAUGGAUGCACUGAAGGAAAGGGGUGCGAGGAUGAAGCCACUAAUCUGUGCUUGCUUGGCAAAGGAACCUGAGAAGGUGCUGGUUGUCGGGGUAUGUGGGAAGCCAAGGCUUGGGGCUGUUCAGGGUAAUGCGUUUGGAAAUGCAUUCAGAUCAGCGGCAGAGGAGAUUGGCGCAGACUAUUUCCACGACAUGUUUGAGUCAUCAUGGAUUGUUCUGGAUGUUGUUGCUGUCAGUUCUUUCAUGAUUCGGUUGACUGAGAAGCUAUGAUCAGAUGGCAUUUGCUUGUAAAACGCGGGUGAUUCUUUCAGGUCCCAAGAUGGGAGGGCUCAGGCAUGAUUCUCCCUGAAUAAAGGUGCUUGAGGCCAGCCAGGUGGUAAAUGGCAUGUAUUUUCCGAAAUACCAGUCCAGCUGCCAUUUCACUAACGUAGUGAAAGCCGCCUGACAAGCAUUCUGCUUUGCUAAGUUUGAGCUGCCCAGUGAUUGUGACUUUAGAAACUGAGAAGAAGAGGACUUUCCUCAACUCCCCCAUUAGAAAAUGAUAGAUCUACAGAUUCUAACGUAGAGGGGGAAAAGUAUGUUUGUUUACUGUUUUUCUUUAUCUGAUAGAAUGGAUGUCUGUACGUAUCUUCAUAAACAUGCUUGUGGACAUUUGUUGUAUUCAAUUCUGUAUCACCAUUCACCAAGUGUUGAAAUUCUUUGUGUUUAUAACAAGCUCCUUUAUCUA